Molecule: messenger RNA, 453 nt
Organism: Fraxinus pennsylvanica
Lineage: Eukaryota; Viridiplantae; Streptophyta; Magnoliopsida; Lamiales; Oleaceae
Source: the annotation of a GenBank genome assembly
AUGGAAAGGAAUUUGCAUAGACAACUUGCUAACAUGAAGAAGUCCCUUUUUGAUCAGGGAUAUCUAGAUCAUGAACAAUUUACUCAGCUGGAAGAGCUACAGGAUGAAGCAAAUCCGAAUUUCGUGGAAGAAGUUGUUACAUUGUACUACAGGGAUUCAGCUCGAUUAAUCCAAAAUAUAGAGCAAGCUUUGGAGAAGAACCCUCUUGAUUUUGCUAAGCUGGACAACUAUAUGCACCAGUUCAAGGGGAGUAGUUGCAGCAUUGGAGCCAGAAAGUUGAAAAAUGAGUGCACACAAUUCAUAGAGUACUGCAAAACAGGAAAUGGCGAAGGAUGCAAGAGAACUUUCCAACAAUUGAAGAAAGAAUAUUCUUCUCUUAAAAAGAAAUUAGAACAUUACUUUCAGUUUGCAAGACAAGUUGGACCUCUUGAGAAGGCAUGUCGCCCAAAGUAA